AAGGAGUCAUUUCGCAGGACUCCACAAACAUGGUCGCGUUGGCUGUUCUCCCUCGGAGUCCGCCCACUGACGUCUCCAUUUCUUCACCAAGCUACUGCGCAGCUCGGCCUCGUACGUCUUGGACAAUCAUUACUAAGAACGUAAUCGUUUAUUUCUCACUAUGACCCAGGUGCACGGGCAGGUUUAGUGAGGGUUUUCUAAAAAAAAAAAAUUUGACCCAUGGAAAAGUUGAACAAUGUAACGUCUGCUGUAGCACUUCCACGCUGUACAUACAAUGUGCUAAUUCGCUGUUCUGUCACCACACCUCUGCCUUUGUGCUAUUUCCGGGAGGACAAGUGACCUGGGACCUACGACUUCCGGGUUUUUAGGAUAAGGAUGAAGUUCUGUGGUCCAACAGAGAAGUGAAAGAUAACAUGAACAGAAAAUCCGAGAACUCCUCAACAGUUGAGGGAGAAGCUGCUGAUUGGAGAAGUUCCUAAAAUAUGUCACUAUGCCAUGGUCUGUUUCUCUAUGGAGGAGGUGGAGUAUUUAGAAGGACAUAAGGAUCUGUAUGAGGAUGUCAUAAUGGCAAAGAAAAAGCCCCUCACAUCUUCAGAUCGGUCCAGUAAUGGAAGUACACCAGGGAGAAGUCCCAACCCUGAGCAUUAUAAGACACUUGACUGCAGGCCCUUGGAUAUUGUUAUAUUGGCGAUCAAUGUUAUUCCAGCUCCAUUUCUACAGGCUGCUGAGGCUGUCUGCAUAGUUGAAGAUGAAGGUUUGGUUAUUGUCAAAAUUGAAGAGACAGAGGAAGAAGGGGAGAUGGAUGAUCAUGUCUACAAGGAAGAAGAGACAUCUAUAGAUAUAAGCAAUGGACAAAACACUGGAAAUAUCUCUGAAGGAAGCAUGGGUUUUCCUGAGGAAUGUAAAAUGGAAGACUAUGACAUUGUGCAAGUUAACCAAGACAAUGAACUGAUAAAUCACUCAUCUGAACCGUCUAAUAAUGUGGAAGUUUUUCCAAACAAUUCAAGCUAUGCGCAGCAGGAUAGCACUUAUAGAGUUCGUAAAGUAUUUUCCUGUCCUGAAUGUGGUAAAUGCUUUGCUCAUAACUCGAAUCUUAUCACACAUCAGAGAACUCACUCUGGGGAGAAGCCAUUUGCAUGUUUAGAGUGUGAAAAGUGUUUUAAACAGAAAUCUGAUCUUGUUCGUCAUGAGAAAAUUCAUUCCGGACAAAAACCAUUUCCGUGUUCUCAUUGUGGCAAGUGUUUUACCCAGAAGUCAGACCUUAUUAAACAUGAGAUAAAUCACACAGGGCAAAAACCCUUUCCAUGUUCUGAGUGUGGAAAAUGUUUUACACGGAAAUCUGUGCUUCUAAGACACCAGAGAAUCCAUACUGUGGAGACACCAUUUCGGUGUUCUGAAUGUGGAAAAUAUUUUGUACAGAAGUCUGAUCUUGUUUACCACUUAAGAAUCCAUAUGGGUGAAAAACCUUUUUCAUGUUGUGACUGUGGCAAAAGUUUCACUCAGAAGUCAGAUCUUGUUAUACAUCAGAGAAUUCACACAGGAGAAAAGCCAUUUUCAUGUUCUGAUUGUGGAAAGUGUUUCACUCAUAAAACCAUGCUCCUCAAUCAUCAGAAAAUCCACACUGGUGAAAAACCUUUUCCAUGCUUAGAGUGCGGGAAAUGUUUUGUGCAAAAGGCAAAUCUUGUUUAUCAUCAGAGGAUCCACACAGGAGAGAAGCCAUUUCCUUGUACCGAAUGUGGCCGAUGUUUUACACAGAAGUCAGAUCUUGUAAGACAUCAGAGAAUUCAUAGGGAACAGAAGUCUCUGAUCCAUUCUAAUGUAUGAAAAAGGUUAUAACACAAUUCAUUUUACACAAGCAGUCUUUACUCAAACCUAGAAAACAAAAUGCAGAGCAGAAUUUGGACUGGUUUGCCAUUGAACAUCACAGAAAAAGAAAUUGGCUCAGUUUUAAUAAUUUGAAUCGCGUGCCACCACAAGAAAAACAGACACACUAAACAGUGUACACCAAAAAGUACAAAAAUAGAUAUUACAAACAAUCUUUAUUAGAUACAUACAUACAUACAUAGGCUAGACACACAGGGGUACAUGUAUCAAUGUUGGUGUAGACAGAUAUUUUUGUAGAUAGUUUUGCUUUGUCUGAAUUCAGUGCACAAAUUUCUAAAUCUCCACACAGUUCUAUUUGUACACCUGUGCUGCACCUCACAGGAAAUGUGGUGUGUCCUGGGCACAGAGAUUUUGUUCUAUUGCUUGGAGGCUAGGAUUCCAUUGAGGUUUUUUGUCCACCAGAAAAACUGCCACAGCUUUUUCCUGCGUUUUGUAAUUUUUUUUUUGCUUUUUUUUCUAGUGUUUUUGCCGGUGCGUGGAAACAGUCAUACAUAUACAGGGUUCAUAGCAUCACUACUUACCUCUGCUGGCUAUAUAGUAUACAGGGUUGCAUAGUGUACCCAUGUAUACUAUACAGGAGCCCAGCACGGAAAGUGUUAACCCAUGCUGCUGUUGGGCAAUGCUGGGUUAACUCUUUGUGCUCUAUCCUGUAUAUACAGCUAUUUAUAGAUGACUGUAUAUACAGGAAACAGUAGGCAGACGUCACCAAUGGGAGGAUUCCUGUUUCGGAACACACUGGAGCCGGCGGGGAGCACAGUACCUGUAGCUUGUCAAGUUAAUAAAUGCGGAUCUCAGGAGAAGUACCCGCUGCGAUCUGUCCCUCAGCCCCUGGCCUACAACUUCCAUCCUGGACAGAGUCUGUCCAUGAUGGGAGUAGUAGUUCAAACAGACCAAAAAGAGUCCCGCAACCGGGGGAGGUGCAUAAUGGGAGUAGUUGUAGUUUAGCAGUGCUGAGAAACUGCCCCCGGCUGUCUCUGUAAGGUUCUACUUUUGGACACUUUUCUACGUGCCCUGCUAGCUGUCUCAGAAUUUUUUCAAAAAGCGCAAUUCGGCAAAAAACACCUCUAAACAAAUUUUGCUCUAGUAAUAAAUACAAGUCCACUGCAUAAAGUGGUCUACAGUACCCUAAUCAGUAGACAACUUUGCUAAAUGUUCCACCAAAAAAUGCGCAAAUGGGGAAAAAAAGCCCAAUUAUGCAAAAUUUGCAAAGCAAAAUACGCGGUGGGCCAUUUAUAUGGAUACACCUUAAUAAAAUGGGAAUGGUUGGUGAUAUUAACUUACUGUUUGUGGCACAUUAGUAUAUGUGAGGGGGGAAACUUUUCAAGAUGGGUGGUGACCAUGGUGGCCAUUUUGAAGUUGGCCAUUUUGAAUCCAACUUUUGUUUUUUCAACAGGUGAAACAGUGACACAUCAAACUUAUUGGGAAUUUCACAAGAAAAACACUGGUGUGCUUGGUUUUAACGUAACUUUAUUAUUUCAUGAGCUAUUUAUAAGUUUCUGACCACUUAUAAAAUGCGUUCAAUGUGCUGCCCAUUGUGUUGGAUUGUCAAUGCAACCCUCUUCUCCCACUCUUCACACACUGAUAGCAAGAGAAAUGCUAGCACAGACUUCCAGUAUCCGUAGUUUCAGGUGCUGCACAUCUCGUAUCUUCACAGCAUAGACAAUUGCCUUCAGAUGACCGCAAAGAUAAAAAUCCUUCCAGUACUUAUCAGCUGCUGUAUGCUUCACAGAAAGUUAUUUUCUUUUUUAAAGGGGUAUUCCGGGCAAAAACACUUUAUCCCAAAGGAUAGGGGAUAAGACGUCUGAUCGCGGGGGGCCCGCUGCUGAGACCCCCCCCCCCUGUAGCACCCGCAUUCUAUGUGGGUGCUGAAUCUCCAGUUUCACGUCACGCUACGCCCCCUCCAUUCAGGUCUAUGGGAGGGGUGUGACGGCCCUUUAAUUUCUUUUCUUUCUGACCACAGUGCUCUCUGCUGACACCUCUGUCCAUGUUAGGAGCUAUCCGGGGAAGGAGAGGUUUGUUUUGGGGAUUUGUUCCUGCUCUGGAGAGUCCCUGAAAUGGACAGAGGUGUCAGCAGAGAGCACUGUGGUCAGACAGAAAAGAAAUUUAAAAAGAGCAUACAGCAGCUAAGUACUGGAAGGAUUAGGAUUUUUAAAUAGAAAUAAUUUUCAAAUCCGUUCAACUUUCUGGCACCAGCUGAUGUAAAAAAAUAGAUUUCCACUGAAGUACCCCUUUAAGGACAGUUAUUCACUAAUAACAUAAUUUAGGCUAAGUUUCUACUUGUUGUUUUGUCCUGCGUUUUUUGGUUUGAAAGAAACGCAAGAAAAAAUGCCUAAAAAAAAAUGCCAGUGCAAUUUCCUGUGUCUGGCGUUCUUUCUGGCGUUUUUUCAUUUGUGUGGAAAUAGCAUUUUUGGCACCUUUUUUGUGGCUUUUUUUUUUAUUUCUUUAUUUUUUUUUUUUUUUGGGGGGGUACCAAAAAUUUAUUGGGUACCAAAAAAAAAGGAUGCAGUAGUGAUAAAAAUAAAAUAAAAAGUAUGUCACUAAAUUUAAAUUUUUUAUAACUAAAUUUUAACCACUUAAGGACCAAUGACGUCCUGGGACGUCAUGGCACCCUGGGCCUUAAGGACCAAUGACAUCCCAGGACGUCAUGGCGUUUUCCGAUCCCUGUCGCUCGCCAGGCAGAGAUCGGAACCGGAUGCCUGCUGAAAUGCUUCAGCAGGCAUCCAGGGCAAACGCCGAGGGGGGCCAUGUGAUCUGCGGCGAUACCGGGCUGAUCGGGUCUCUGGGACCCGACCACCCGGUAAUUUUGCAUGAUCCCGGCUGUCACAGACAGCCAGGACCAUGCUGGAGGCUAGGACCAAGGUGGUAAGCCUGCCACCUCCUCCUAUCCCUGCGAUUCUUCGGUUAGCUAACCGACCAAUCGCAGGGGGGGGGGGGGGCGCGGUUACUUCCUCCCGCCCUGCCCGGCCCCUGGAAGUCUGGAGAGGACGGGAGGAAGACCGGAGGAUGCGGCGGGGGACGGGGGAGUGCUGGGGCCCGGCCCCGGUACUUACCUCGUCCCUGAAGACCCGGAUCCUGGCGAUGAAGACGGCGUCGACAGGUGAGUGGAUCUUCUGCCGCGGUCGGGCCCUUUACAGCAGUGCACGUCGCCGUAAAGCGACAUGCAUUGCUGUAUUGGGACCCUGUAUACUACAACUCCCAGCAUGCCCAGACAGCCCUUGGCGUCUGGGCAUGCUGGGAGUUGUAGUUUUGCAACAUCUGGAGAUCCACAGUUUGGAGACCACUGUUAAGAUAGUGGUGAAUUUUCGUCGAUACUUGCAUCAUUUCUUGGUGAAAAAUUCCAACAUUUUAUGUAAAUUUAGCAUUUUUCAAACUUUGAAACUCUCUGCUUGUAAGGAAAAUGGGCAUGCCAAAUAAAUGAUAUACUGAUUAACAUAUACAAUAUGUCUACUUUUCUGUUGGCAUGAUAAAAAGGACAUGUUUUUACUUUCUGAAGAUAUUAGAGGGCUUCAAAUUAUAGCAGCAAUUUUUUUUAAAUUUUAUGGAAAAAUUUAAAAUUUGAAUUUUUCAGGUACCAGUUACAUUUUAAUUGGAUUUGAGGAGCCUUACUGUGAGAAAUCUCUCAUAAAUUACCCCAUUAUAGAAACUGCACUUCUCAAAGUAUUCAAAAUGACAUUCAGAAAGGUGUUUCACAGGAAUAGCAGCAAAACAGAGGAGAAAAAGCAAAAUCUCCAUUUUGCACACUAACAUUUUCUUGUAGCCCCAUUUUUUUUUCUUUCUUACAAGAGGGAAUAGAAAAAAUGCCCCCCCCCCCCCCAAUUUGUAACCCAGUUUCUCUUGAGUAUGGAAAUACCUCAUAUGUUGACGUAAAGCGCUCUGUGGUAAAAAGCAACUGUGGGAUUUUGGAGUGUGAAUUUUACUGUCAUGGUUUUUGAGGGGCAUGUUAUUUAGGAAGCCCCCAUGGUGUAAGAAUAGCAAAUAAAUCCUACAUGGCACAUUAUUAUGAAAAUUAAACCCCUCAAGGAACGUAACAAGGGGUAAUGUGAGCCUGAAAGGGGUAUUCCAGGAAAAAAAACAUAUAUAUAUAUAUAUAUAUAUAUAUAUCUAUCUCAACUGGCUCCAGAAAGUUAAACAGAUUUGUUAAUUACUUGUAUUAAAAAAUCUUAAUCCUUCUGAGAAGUUGAUUAAAAUGAUUCUGACUGCCGAUCAAUAUAUAUUAAUACUUAUCUUUUUUCAGCAUUAGAAAUGGUAUAUAAAUAUAUAUUUGUUGCCUACUCUUAACCUCUAUAUCCAGCUUGCUAUUUGCUUGCAACUAAGAAAGAGACCUUGGAAUGACGCCAGGAGGCCCAAGAUGAGAUGUCAGAAGACAAAACAUUUGAAGAAGAUACAGAUUGUAUAGAAGGGCAAAGAUCUGGGUUUUUCCAGUUUCAGAGUGAAAAAGCCGCAUAAGUGAACUUUGGCCAAGAGAGAAAGAAAUGCUUAUAUAUACAGAGAUAAAGCUCAAAUAACCAAAAUGUAACAUGAUGAUUUUGACGUCAUAACUAACCUCCCUUUUUUGUCAAAUGUAAAAACGAAUGCACUUCCAUAAAAUAAACAAGAACUCUCUCAGAGAACUCUCGGAUAACACUCGGGAACUCUGAGUUUUCUUGCUGAGAAAGAGCUUUAUACCAACAUUUUGUCUGGUGUAUAUUUCUUUAUGUCAGAAGUGGUAUUCUGUUCUCUGGACCAUACUCGAGGGAAGAGCCAAGUCUGGUGGGCCGACACCUCUAAGCAUCCAGGGCAACCUAGAGCUGUUCAAACAGGGGCCUGAUCAACUCCACAGAACACGAGAAAGGAGAGUCGGAAGAUGGAAUCUGAGAUCGCGCUGUCAUCAAGUGGGACAAAUCCAUGAUAUCAG
Messenger RNA from Hyla sarda, 6778 nucleotides. RefSeq names its product oocyte zinc finger protein XlCOF6.1-like. The transcript has 8 exons. Lineage: Eukaryota; Metazoa; Chordata; Amphibia; Anura; Hylidae. The record is from RefSeq and is a predicted model, not a curated record. Bases 496 to 1824 code for a protein of 442 amino acids.